Molecule: messenger RNA, 2158 nt
Organism: Nasonia vitripennis (jewel wasp)
Lineage: Eukaryota; Metazoa; Arthropoda; Insecta; Hymenoptera; Pteromalidae
Gene: Ttc30
Product: tetratricopeptide repeat protein 30A
Exons: 9
Coding region: 103-2076 (657 amino acids)
Biological process (GO): intraciliary transport
Cellular component (GO): intraciliary transport particle B; axonemal microtubule
Molecular function (GO): protein binding; intraciliary transport particle B binding
Source: RefSeq, a predicted model, not a curated record
AUAGCCAAAACAGUGCAUGUGGGUGACAUGAUAGUCAUACUUAGUAUACCCAAAGCGUAUAAAAACAGUAUAUUUACAUGAAUCCUAAUAAAUCGAGUAAUAAUGAGUACCUUUAUCCACAAUAUGCAAAUUAAAGAUGGGGAGUAUACAAAGACCAUUUAUACAAUGAUAAAAGAGCAAAGGUAUACUGAAACCAUACAUGUCUUGACAGUACUUCUGGAUUCCUAUUCUAGUUCAAGACCAUGUUUAUCUCUUCUGGCAUAUUGUUACUUUUAUACUCAAGAUUUUCUUUCUGCUGCUAACUGCUAUGAAAAAUUAGUACAAAUAUGUCCUGAUGAAGCAAUAUACAAAUUAUAUUAUGCUCAAGCUUUACACCAAGCUUGUUUAUACCAAGAAGCUUGGUCUGUUUGUGCAAGUAUUGCAAAUAAUCCAAGCUUAGAAACAAAAGUAAAAAAACUUCAAGCAGCUAUCAAAUAUGGGCAAGAAGAUACCGUAGCUGCAAAAAGUUAUGUAGACCAGUGCCCCCCAGAUGAUAUUGAUACAGAAAUUAAUUUUGGGUGUCUCAUGUAUCAGGAAGGAGAAUACGAGCAAGCAUUAAAGAAGUUUUCUAAUGCUUUGCAUACAGCUGGAUUUCGACCUCAUUUGUCGUAUAAUGUAGCACUGUGUUACUAUAGAUUAAAAGAAUAUGCAGCAUCAUUAAAGCAUAUUGCUGAUAUAAUUGAACAAGGUAUAAGAGAACAUCCCGAAUUGAGUGUUGGAAUGACUACUGAAGGUAUAGAAGUAAGAAGUGUUGGCAAUACCUUGACUUUGCAUGAAACAGCUCUAACAGAAGCUUUUAAUUUAAAAGCAGCUAUAGAAUACCAACUGAAAAAUUAUGAAGCAGCAAGAGAAGCAUUGACGGAUAUGCCUCCACGAUCAGAAGAAGAAUUAGAUGCUGUAACCCUACAUAAUCAAGCUUUGAUUAAUAUGGACUUGAAACCAAGUGAAGGCUUCGAGAAAAUGCAGUUUUUGUUACAACAAAAUCCUUUUCCACCUGAGACAUUUGCUAAUAUAUUAUUAAUGUACUGCAAAUAUCAAUAUUAUGAAUUGGCAGCUGAGGUUCUUGCUGAGAAUGUUCAUUUGACUUACAAAUACUUAAGCCCAUACCUGUACGACUUUUUGGAUGCGCUGAUCACGCAACAAACUUCUCCGGAAGAAGCUUACAGGAAAUUCGAUGAUCUCGCUAAUAAGCACACCGAAGUUUUACGAAAAGCCACCAAGCAAGUGCAAGAAGCAAGACUGAAUCACGACGAAAACGCCGUAAAAAAAGCGGUGAACGAUUACGAAGAUGCGCUUGAAAGAUACGUUCCGGUUUUGAUGGCUCAAGCGAAAAUUUUCUGGGAUUUGGGAAAUUACACGCAAGUAGAGAAAAUCUUUAAAAAGAGCGUGGAAUUUUGCAACGAGCACGAAAUCUGGAAAUUGAACGUUGCGCACACGGUGUUUAUGCAGGAAAAUAAAUUCAAAGACGCAGUUGGUUUUUACGAGCCUAUUGUGAAGAAGAAAUACGACAAUAUUUUAGAUGUCAGUGCUAUAGUUUUAGCGAAUUUGUGUGUGAGCUACAUCAUGAACACUCAAAAUAGUGAAGCUGAGCAGCUUAUGAAGAAAAUUGAGAAAGAAGAGGAAGCGGUCUCUUUUGAGGAGCAGGAUAAGAAAUUGUUCCAUUUAUGCAUCGUUAAUUUAGUAAUAGGAACCCUCUACUGUGCAAAAGGCAAUUAUGAGUUUGGUAUUUCAAGGGUAAUGAAAAGCUUGGAACCUUAUAAUAAAAAACUUGGCACAGAUACAUGGUACUAUGCCAAGAGGUGCUUUUUGUCACUUUUUGAACAAUUAGCAAAACAACUAGUUGUUUUGAAAGAUAAUACUUUGCAAGAUUGCAUUCAAUUUUUUGAACACUGCGAAGUGUAUGGAAGAGAUAUACCAACAGUGCUAGAACCACUAUUCGAAUUACAAGAGAUGUCACCAAUGCCAAAAGCAAAAGAAACAGUUACCUAUGAAGCAAGAUAUUUGAAAGCAUUAUUUUUAAAAUACCAGAUGACAUAGAUGGAUAAUAUUUUACAUGAUAAAACGUGUUUUUAUAUUUGAAUAACAAAAUGAAUAAAUUAUACCAAAAAUAGAAACUUUA